Messenger RNA from Penicillium nucicola, 1116 nucleotides. RefSeq lists its product as uncharacterized. NCBI's taxonomy places the organism in Eukaryota, Fungi, Ascomycota, Eurotiomycetes, Eurotiales, Aspergillaceae. The transcript has a single exon. Bases 1 to 1116 code for a protein of 371 amino acids. The record is from RefSeq and is a predicted model, not a curated record.
AUGGUCGACCUAAUUACCCCCCCAGAGACACGCUCAUUACUCCCUCCUCUCCUCGCAUGCCUCCCGCUAGCCUUCGUGUCCCCGCGUGCGCCUCCAGCACUUCUCCCGCUCCUCUCUCCGGUUCUGCGCCAACGAGUCAACGUCCUGAGCUCACUGUCUACUUCUUCCACCGACUCAUGGCUGCAACUUCUCUGCUGGGAUGUGGGCAAAGCGGAGCGCCUGCGUAUGAUUAUUGACGGCGCUACUUUUGAACCGCACCCCGUAUCGGGCGAGAUCGAGCUGCCCGAUGAGUUGCCCGUGACAUACAAACGGAUCGAUUAUGAGACUCUUCAGGCCCAGGUCUCUUUGCCAGAAUACAGCAUUACUGUGUUCUACCUUUGGUGCCCAACAGACGAAGAGGGAGGUGGCCCCGGCUGGCGGGUUGCGGAGCUUCUGCCACAGGAAGGACCUGCUGAUAAGGAGGAUACCUGGGCCUCAUCCAUUGGAGAGGCUGAUUCUCUGACUCAAACAAAUGGUGUGAAUGGGGCUACUGGACAGGAAAAUCUCAAGGAUAAUGGCCACCAGGAGGAAGAAGACGACGACGACGAUUAUUGGGCUCAGUAUGAUGCUACGCCUGGAUCCAAGACCCCAGCACCAGCGGCUGGCUCUUCAUCAUUGGGACCGUCAGGUCUGUCCGAACAAACGUAUUUCUCUCAAUACGGCGACGUGCAGCCCGCCUUGGAUAGCCAUGACCCCACGGAAGAACAGACCGAGGUGGGUCCGUCUUCUCUCAAUGGCGAUAUGCUGGCCAGCCUGCUUCGUCGCCAGGUUGACGGGCCUGAUGAUUCGAAUGCACCACGUACAAAUGGGUACGUUGCUGCUGAUAUUCCAACUGAUCAGGCUGCCCAAGCCCUGAACCACCCUCGCCCGUCAUCUAUUUCCUCUGGUAGCUCGGUUGCCAGACUGGAACAAGAAGCCGAGAACCGGUCUACGUGUGAGGUUGGAGUGAAGCAGCAUAUUGGCACCAGUAUCAAGAGCUUGUUUCGCCUGGCCAAGGCCACGGGAAUGCCCCGUGCCGAAUUCCAGGCCCUGGUGUCGACCGAGCUGGAGUUGUUGAAUGUUUCGGAUGAUGAUUGA